Molecule: messenger RNA, 333 nt
Organism: Brenthis ino (lesser marbled fritillary)
Lineage: Eukaryota; Metazoa; Arthropoda; Insecta; Lepidoptera; Nymphalidae
Source: the annotation of a GenBank genome assembly
AUGGUUUUAAAUCGUGUGAGUAAUCAAACCUGCGAUCAUCGACACAGUCAGAAGUGCCACUUCGACACUGCGCCCGGUCUUAUGUAUUCAGCUAUUGAGAUUACUAUUAUUAAAGGAAAAUGUCGAGUAUUUGAACAAAGAGACGCCAAUAAAAGAGGAUCAUUUCAGCACGAAUACCCAACUGAGAGAUUAGACCUAUUGAACGGAAACAAUCUUGUAUUUCUAGUUCGCUUCAUCCAGAUCCGAUCUAUUGGGCAAAAGUGUUUCAAAACACCGCAAACGACACUAAGCUAUCUCGAGAGUCCUACAGGCCUAAUUAUACGACCGGCCAAC